AUGGACGUGCUUUCUCCGCGUGCAAUUUCCGAACUUAACGCCUCUACACAGGCACAGGCACAGGCACAGGCACAAACACAAUCUCAACAACAAACGACAGCACACCCGGCUACGAACCCCGCAUUGCAACAGAACGAACCUUCUGCGACACAGACUGCGCCCGACGCAAACCAUCCACCAAGAGGACCGAGGGGAAGCCGAAGAGGGGCGAGAGGCGCAGGCGCACAGUCGAAUGGAGGCCGACGACAUGGUCAAGCACGCGGCGGUGCUGACCACUCAGCGGUCACUACUGGGGGGCGAAGAUUCGAGGGUCGACUGACCAAAUCAGAGCAGUCAGAGGAGACUCAAGAUGUCGAUCCCCAGAGCGCAGGCGCGGAGGACAUUGCUGGAUUGAGAGCAGAUGCGCCAGCAUUCGUCCCAGGAGGGCCAGCCGGAGAACUACCUCGACAAAGUGGACGUGCUCCUGCGAGUGGAAAGGGCAAAUCGAAAGCGAAAAACCCAAGCCAGCCUCGAUCCGCGCCCCCUCCUCCGCCUGCGCCCAAGAUUACGACGAAAUCAUCGGCACCGGACAUUGCCACUCGAAUCCACGAAGACAUCGCUCACAACCUCUACGAAUGUCCGAUAUGUACAUCUGAGUUGGGCAAACGGUCUCGUAUCUGGUCCUGCGGAUUGUGCUGGACGGUUUUCCACUUGAGCUGUGUGAAGAAAUGGUCGAGGAACGAAGGCGCGGCGGCUCAGGAUGCGGCGCGUCGCCGGGGCGAGGAGGGCGAAAGCAACGCUCCUCGUGCUUGGCGCUGCCCGGGCUGUAAUCUGCCGCAUGAAGUGUUUCCUUCCUCUUACUCUUGUUGGUGUCAGAAGGAGGUUGACCCACGCUCAUUUCCUGGUCUCCCGCCCCAUUCGUGUGGACAGACCUGCGCGCGAUCGCGAAAAGGUUGUCCACACCCUUGCGAUGCGACGUGCCAUGCUGGUCCAUGCGCUCCUUGUACUGCUAUGGGUCCGACCCAGGAUUGCUUUUGUGGGAGGAACUCAUCUACGAAGCGUUGCCAGGACACCGACUACGAUAAUGGAUGGAGCUGCGGCGAGAUAUGUGGCGAUCUGCUGCCUUGUGGUGAGCACACCUGCCCACGGCCGUGCCAUGAGGGCCUCUGCGGUGCCUGCGAGGUCAAAAUCGAUGCGCGCUGCUAUUGCGGGAAAUCGCAGUCUGAGAUGCUCUGCAGUUCCAAAGAUGAGGAGUUGGAUAGUGAAGCCCUGCGCAUCAGCGAAGACGACGGCGGGGGGGAGCUUGAAGAAUGGGUUGGAUGUUUCAGUUGUGGUGAUCAGUGCAAUCGACAGUUUGAUUGUGGGCUACACUCGUGUCAAAAGUCCUGUCACGCCCAGGAUGCGCAUCCCGCUCAUUGCCCCCGAUCGCCCGAUGUCGUGCUUUUCUGCCCGUGUGGGAAAACAUGUCUAACCGACGUUGCGGGUUUUUCGCCCCGAACUACUUGCGAAGACCCCAUUCCCAAUUGCUCGAAGCCUUGCGGGAAGUCCUUACCAUGCGGACAUUCCUGCGAGCAAGUCUGCCAUACCGGAUCGUGUGGGCCUUGUUUGCAGAAAGUCACGAUCUAUUGCCGAUGUGGCCGCAAUGACUUCCGGACGACUUGUUUCUCGGGAGACUUUGAGCCACCUCAAUGUUUCCGUAUAUGUAAAGCUGGCUUGCAUUGCGGUCGCCAUGCGUGCGCAGAGCGCUGUUGCCCCGGCGAACAGAAGGCAAUUGAGCGUCAGGCUAUCCGGCGAAAGCUCAAAUCCCAUCUUCGACCAAGCGACGAGGAUUUUGAGGCUGAACAUAUCUGUACCCGGGUCUGUGGCCGUAUGCUGAAAUGCGGGCGGCACACAUGCCCGGAGAUCUGUCACAAAGGGCCCUGUAACACUUGCAGGGAGGCAAUAUUCGAAGAGAUCUCGUGUAACUGCGGUCGAUCUGUCUUGUAUCCGCCUCUGCCCUGUGGGACACAGCCUCCAGCUUGCUCACACCCCUGUGAGCGCGUUAAACCGUGCGGUCACCCGCAGACGCCCCAUAAUUGCCACACCGACGAUGAAAAUUGCCCGAAAUGCCCGUUCUUGACAGAAAAGGCGUGUCUGUGCGGCAAACGUGUGCUGAAGAAUCAGCCGUGCUGGCUUACAGAUGCACGGUGCGGACAGAUUUGCGGCAAGCUCCUCAAGUGUGGCUCUCAUACUUGUAAGAAGAACUGCCAUCGACCGGGUGAUUGUGAAGAUGCUUCCCAGCCUUGUCAGCAAGCUUGCGGGAAGACUAAUUCGCUGUGUGGUCACCCCUGUUCUGACCAGUGUCACGCUCCUUAUCCGUGCCCCGAGAAAACCCCCUGUUCAUCCAUGGUCGCAGUAACAUGUAGCUGUGGACGACUUCGACAGGAGCGACGUUGCAAUGCAGCCAAGGCUGUUGUGACCAAGGGCCACCUCCAGCAGGCGCAGCGACUUCCAUCAGCGUCCCCGCUGGCGUGCGACGAGGAAUGCGCCCGCCUCGAGCGUAACCGUUCUCUGGCGUCUGCGCUUGGCGUCGAUAUCAAUCCGACGACGACUGUUUCUCAGGCGCUCACCUCCACCAACCUACCCUAUUCCGCUGAAACUCUCGAUAUUUACCUCCAGCUUUCAUCGUCGUAUCCUCUAUCCACUCUACAGUCCUAUGAAUCGACCCUCCACAGCCUCGCCACGAACAAGAAUCCAGCAAAUCGCUCCACCCGCUUCCAACCCGCCAAAUCUCCCCUCCGUGCCUUCGCACACUCCCUCGCCGCUGACUGGGGCUUUGCCAGUGAGAGCUUCGAUCCGGAGCCUCAUCGCCAUGUGUUUGUUCUCAAACCCACUGCCUGGACUCCCCCCCUUCUGGGGAUGGGCAACGGUACCACCAUUGGUAUUGGCGGUAUGAGCGUCGGGGAAUGCGUCAAGUUACGUGAUCGCCAACGCCUCAAGGAACAGGAAGAGCAGCGACUCGCUGCAGCGGAAGCAAAGGCCCAGCGCGAAGCUGCACGGGCCCAGCAGAAUGCGAACGGCGAGGGCGGCUGGGCGCAGGUCGCAGCUUCAAAGAGAAGUAACGGCCUUGGUAGCUCGCGGAGCAGUACGCCUGGUCUCCAAACACCUGGUGGCAGUUCUUGGUCUACCACUAUGUACUCUGCUCUUGCGGGUGACGAUGGCAGCGCCUCAUGGAAUUCCCCCGCUCCGUCCCAACCUCAAGCUAAGAAGGAGAAAUUGGUGUUGCGGUCGGGUGUGAAGCAACAUAAGCAGACAGUUAGUCAGCCCCAGUGGGCUGACGAGCAAAUCAGAGAAGACUACUUGGGGCUAAGGCCGGCUGCACCUUCCCAGCCGGCCGCUGUUCGGCACCAACUGCCUCUCCUCUAUUUAUUCCCUGGAGCGCAAUCAUCGCCUCAGCUCAAGGCUCGUGGUAUGUUAUUUCCAUUUAUUAUAUUCCGCUACUACAUGAACUACCAAGUCUCACCAAAUCGGUCCCAUCCAGACUUGAAAGUUUCAAACAAGUUAUUUAAUCGCAUCGAACUGCUUCCGCAACGAAGCAUUUCGUUUCACAUUCCUACUACUACUAUUCAUUCCGGUUCGCUCAACCGACCGUAUGAUACAGUAAUUGUUGUCUUGACCGGGAGAACUUCAAUUAGCCCCGAGGCAUCCAAUAGCUUUCUACUCUCCGGAGGAUCACAGCAUCAUAUCCCAACGCUGACUCCGGAUUAAGUUUUUAUCGAGUUUGAGUCGAGCCUAAUGCCCUCGCGCCGCAGCCACACCAAAUCCCGGAAGGGUUGCAUUCAGUGUAAGAAGCGACAUGUGAAGGUUUGCCAUUUCUAUCUCAUACUAGCUAGCCGUGGCUGUCCUUGCGUGCUACUAUCUCAAUCCCAUCUUCCCGCCAACCGGAUACCCUGGGGUUCACUCAGCGGCCGUUUA
Aspergillus brunneoviolaceus CBS 621.78 is the source of this 3933-nucleotide messenger RNA. Its product is annotated as putative NF-X1 finger transcription factor. The coding region runs from base 1 to 3726 and encodes 1241 amino acids. The transcript is spliced from 3 exons. Gene Ontology annotation, cellular component: nucleus. Gene Ontology annotation, biological process: negative regulation of transcription by RNA polymerase II. Gene Ontology annotation, molecular function: RNA polymerase II transcription regulatory region sequence-specific DNA binding; DNA-binding transcription factor activity, RNA polymerase II-specific; zinc ion binding. Lineage: Eukaryota; Fungi; Ascomycota; Eurotiomycetes; Eurotiales; Aspergillaceae. The record is from RefSeq and is a predicted model, not a curated record.